CCGGACAUGUGGUGGAUGCUGUUUCCCCGAUGGAUUUGGUUUCUCCUGGGACACUGGUAUAUGGACAGCCGCUGCGUGGGAGCGAUGCCGAUGCCGAUGCCCAUGUCCGUGUCGAAGGUGGUGUACUCUCACGCGGGCCUGUGCCCCAACGAGCUGAACCCCAACCUGUGGGUGGACGCGAUGAGCACCUGCAUGCGCGAGUGUGAAUCUGACCAGGACUGUGAGUCGUUUGAAAAGUGCUGCCCUAAUGUGUGUGGAAACAAGAGCUGCGUGGCCGCGCGCUACAUAGACAUCAGGGGCAACAAGGGCCCCAUUGGAAUGCCGAAGGGUGCCACCUGCGACAAGUUCAUGUGCUCUCAGCAAGGGUCCGAGUGCGACAUCUGGGACAGCCAGCCUGUUUGUAAGUGCCGCGACCGCUGCGAGAGGGAGCCCCACUUCACCUGUGCGUCUGACGGCAUGACAUAUUAUAACAAGUGCUACAUGGAUGCAGAGGCCUGUUCCAAGGGUAUCUCUAUCUCUGAGGUCACCUGCAGGUAUCACCUGACCUGGCCGAACACCAGCCCGAUCCCUGCGGAGACCACCCUCCAUCCCACCACCGCCCUCCAGACCACCCUCCCCGCUGACAUCCAACUCCCUGCCAUACACAGCGGCCCCACCCAGCUGGCUGUGUUUGUCGGGGAGACGGCCAGUUUCCUGUGUGACGUGUCGGGGAAGCCGCAUCCGGAAAUCACCUGGGAGAAGCAGCUGAAGGGCAAAGACAACAUCGUGAUGAGACCUAAUCACGUACAAGGGAACGUUGUGGUUACUAACAUCGGCCAGCUGGUCAUAUACAAUGCACAGCUUCAGGAUGCCGGCAUCUAUACAUGCACAGCCAAAAACGUUGGAGGGAGAGUCUCAUCGCACUUUCCCCUGGUGGUGAUCAGGAGAGAAGAGAAAGGUAAGAGCGCAGAGGGGAACAGUACAAACCUGCCCUUUCCAGCCGAGGAGUGCCUGAAGAGCCCGGACACCGACGACUGCGGGGAGGAGAGCAUGAGCUGGUAUUAUGAACCAAAGAGGAACAACUGCUUCACCUUCACCUACAGCCAGUGCAACAAAAACCGCAAUCAUUUCGACACCUACGAAACCUGCAUGCUGUCGUGUGGAGGAGACCUGGCCGCUCCCUGUAGCCUCCCGAGCCUCCAAGGGCCUUGCAAGGCGUAUGAGCCUCGCUGGGCCUACAGCACCGACCUGAAGAAGUGCCAGUCCUUCGUCUACGGAGGCUGCGGUGGCAACGAGAACAACUUUGAGUCCAAGGAGGCCUGUGAAGAGAUGUGCCCGUUUCCGAAGAACCACAACUGCAAGAUGUGUAAACCCCGAGGCAAGAUGCUCGCCAGCUUCUGCAAGAGUGACUUUGUGAUCCUGGGGCGUGUGACGGACCUGACGGAGGAGCAAGAGUCAGGCCACGCCCUGGUGACCGUGGAGGAGAUCCUGAAGGAUGAGAAGAUGGGUCUGAGGUUCUUCGGCAAGGAACCGUUGGAGGUGACUCUUCUGAACAUGGAUUGGAACUGUCCCUGCCCCAACAUCACCGUGGCCAACGUGCAGCUCAUCAUCAUGGGAGACGUUCAAAACGGGAUGGCCGUCCUGCAGCCCGACAGCUUCGUGGGCUCCUCCAGCGCUCGCAGAAUCAGGAAGCUCCGGGAGGUCGCCCACAAGAAAACAUGCGAUUUCCUCAAAGAUUUCUCUGCCGUCCAGUAGAGUCUUUUAUAAAUCUCACAACCGCUGAAAGUCAGUUACGUUGUUUUCAGAUUAUUAUAAGCUCCAGUGACCUCACCGGUGCGACCGGCUGCAAUCACUCAUCUGUAGCAUCAGAGGUUUGGCUGCCUGAUUCAGACGCUUCUCUUUUGCUCCUUGACAAAGUCUCAUAAUCACGUUUCAUAGUUGAUCAUCAGUUGUUUUCAUCCAUGAUUUCCUCUCAGACGCUCUGUCAGAACUGUCCUUUCUUAUUAGAAUCACGCCGAGACAGUUCUGCUGUCAACGCCCGAGACACACUGAAAAAGGCAAGUAGAAUAUAUACAUAUACCAUGUAUAAAGUAUUUAAUCUUCGUAACUGUUUUUUUAAAUGACAUUAUAGUUUUCCUCUCCUGAUGUAAUUUCCUGCAAUGUCGUCCAUUUAGCAGUUUUAAAUCGAUUCGCUUGUUUGCUUUAUCUUUAUCUGGGAUCACCCAUAAUAGACAUUGUAUAACAACUAUUCUGAGCCCUUUAGCUCAUGAUAAUGCAAUGAAGCCUCAGUUCAUCGACCAGAAUCCAAUAAGCUUGUUGGCUCCAUUCUCUUGGAACCUGUUUUGUUUUAAUUUACAGAAUAUGUAUGUGUAUUUCUCUGCGUCAUAUUUAUUUUGUCUUGAUCUAUUUCUCAUUCUUUGAGAGACAUAUUUUUAUUUUAUCAAUUAUAUGCUAGUGUUCGAUAAAACCUGUAUGGAAUAAUAUG
Molecule: messenger RNA, 2464 nt
Organism: Platichthys flesus (European flounder)
Lineage: Eukaryota; Metazoa; Chordata; Actinopteri; Pleuronectiformes; Pleuronectidae
Gene: wfikkn2a
Product: info WAP, follistatin/kazal, immunoglobulin, kunitz and netrin domain containing 2a
Exons: 3
Coding region: 7-1734 (575 amino acids)
Cellular component (GO): extracellular region
Molecular function (GO): serine-type endopeptidase inhibitor activity; protein binding
Source: RefSeq, a predicted model, not a curated record